AUGGAGGCUGUACUGAAAAACUUGGCUAACACCGUGGAGCUGCUGGCCGUGGCGGCCCACAGCUGCGCGGUCAACCAGUGGGAUAAACAAACUGUCUCCAGAGCAUUUCAUUGGGCCAAGUACUGCGAGCACAUCUAUUCUAGGUUUCACACUAACUCCACCAUAAGAAGAGUUAUGGAAAAGCAGCUGCAGCUCACGAAUCAAAGUUUGCGAGAUGCCAUCCCAGCAUAUUCUGAAGUUUCCUUCACGGAUCUCCCACGCUGCCAACACCUGUUGCUCGUCCGUUUGCUGAAAAACCCGGAACUCCCCAGCUCUGUCAUGAGGAUAUUCUUUGAAACAAAGAGCGCAGUUAACGACGCGCCCUGUGAGUAUGAGGACAUCAGGGGCCUCUGCAGCCACAUGAUCGAGCACAGAUCCGCCUGUAAAGUCCUGAGUCCCGUCUCAGGAGCUUCAGCUGUUGGUGCUGAUGCUGAGGUUCAGGGGGAGAUGCUGAUGGAGAGGCUGGGUGCUCUGCUGAGCCAAAACACUAACCCCCAUUUGGCAGAGCAUUUUCUGUGCUCUGUCCUCCCGUUAUUUGAAGGCACAGCACAGCAUUUGUGUUUAGUCAUCACCGCAGCUCUGCUGACACCGAAGGACUCGGCUACACAAACCGCUUCACAGGACUUUCUCCUGGACUGGCUGCUGAAAAAAGACAAUGUGCUGCAGUACAUGUGUUCUUUGCUUCCUUCUACACUUCUUAAAGACCUGGCGAAAGAACACUUGAAAUUCAGAGAGGCAUACUGCGGCGUACUGAAGCAGUGGGCCUCGGACAUGAAGUACAGCGUGAAUGAUGGAGAAUGGGGUCAGACUAGCACAGAUCCCCCAGUGUCCUUCCAGAAUAUCACUAAGCACUUUCAAACCUUGUUUGAGGCCUGUCCCUCCAUGAGGGCGAGUACAGAAGAUGAGCUACGUGCUUUGAGGAUUUCUAAUGGAGACUUUGAUGUCAGAGGUCUGAGUGUGUGGGGAGACCUCCUGUCGGCCAUUAAGGGUCAGAAGUGA
Menidia menidia (Atlantic silverside) is the source of this 1038-nucleotide messenger RNA. The record is from the annotation of a GenBank genome assembly. Lineage: Eukaryota; Metazoa; Chordata; Actinopteri; Atheriniformes; Atherinopsidae.